This is a messenger RNA of Portunus trituberculatus (swimming crab), 1521 nucleotides long. RefSeq names its product ribonuclease P protein subunit p40-like. The coding region runs from base 380 to 1513 and encodes 377 amino acids. Gene Ontology annotation, biological process: tRNA 5'-leader removal; tRNA 3'-end processing; endonucleolytic cleavage in ITS1 to separate SSU-rRNA from 5.8S rRNA and LSU-rRNA from tricistronic rRNA transcript (SSU-rRNA, 5.8S rRNA, LSU-rRNA). Gene Ontology annotation, cellular component: ribonuclease MRP complex; multimeric ribonuclease P complex. The transcript has 8 exons. Lineage: Eukaryota; Metazoa; Arthropoda; Malacostraca; Decapoda; Portunidae. The record is from RefSeq and is a predicted model, not a curated record. Gene Ontology annotation, molecular function: ribonuclease P activity; ribonuclease MRP activity.
GUUGGUGGGAAAAAUUGGAUUGUUUUUUGGGCUAAGGUUUCUUGUUGUUGAACCUGGAUAUGGCACGUCUGGUCAACAGGGCUCAUAGAAUCUAUGGGAUCGUCGAAGCCCGAAAACAACAACAACAACUGGUCAACUGGACAGUGUAAAGGCAACGAUACACCCUGGCGGCCUCAGACGUCCACCACUCCCGGCAACCUGCUGUCCUGAGUGUUCUCCGCCUUACCUGUGCCUUCUUGAAGGCCAGCUACCACGCCUGUGAUACCCACACAGGACUACCCCUGGGGUCAUAGGGAUCUAUAGAUCGUCAAGGCCAUAACAACUAAAAACGAUUACUACCUAUCUAGUCAGAGGUGGCUAGCAGUCAUUAGAAUAUAAAAUGCAUAAUCCAGAGGUGGAGAAGCACCCGCCAGAGUGCCGUCUGUACCAUGGGUGUUACCACUGGGAGCAAGUUGGCAAGGAGGCGGCCUGGCGUAAGCUGGUUGACCAACACCCAUUCAAUGCAAAAAUUUCCUUGUUGAUGCCUGACUUACCCAGCGUUCCAGCAGAUCUUCGGGAGCUACUUACACAGGACACACAGUUCUAUAGAAUUGAUAAGCUACCUCUGCAUCAGUUGUGUGCACCUGCCUUCCUGCAAGCCUUCCUGAACAAAGGCCAGGUGUUUGGCCUGAGCUGUGACACACUGCUGGACACAGACAACAGUGCUGUUAUUGCCCCUGAUGGCUUGCUGAGGCUUCUGCUGAACAAAUUCACCUACCAGGAGCUGGCCCUCAGUGGCUCCCUCUCUGCUGACAUCCUGCGUACACCAAUGGAGAAGUUUGUGGUUGAAGUGGAUCUGAAGAAUCCAAACUUUUACCCGGGAAAGCCACGCUACCAGCAGGUGAAGAAUGCCUUCACGCAGCUGCCUCUUGCCUUCUCCUUCUGGAUCCUGUGGGUCCCAAAUGAUCCUGAUGUUUGUCCAUCCUCUAUUGCCAAGUACUUCCAUGACCUUGGCUACAGUGUUAGUGAGUGUGCAGCAACGCUAAGCCAGAAUGUGCUGGAGAAGGCCUUCAUGCCUUUCCCUGGCCCACCUGUAGAAGAGGCAGGGCUGGAUGAGCAGAUAGCUGAGCCAGAGGACCUUUUAGAGUGGAUUGGAUGUCAGACACUUGGGAUAAGACUGAGUCAGAAGGAGUCGGUGCUUUCCGGCGUGGUGGAGCCAAGACAUGGAACUCCUGUCAACAACCUCUGCUGUGCCCAGUCCUCCGGCUUCUUCUCUCCCAGCCUCAUUCACCUCGUAAUUCAGUAUACCAGGUCUUGGCUGGCGCAGCGUGAAGCAACAGCUGUUCCGUGGGUGAGCCUAACUGUGUAUGGCCAUCCUGACUCCGCUAUGUCAUGGAGAUGGGAGAAACCGAGCUGCUCCUCUUGGGAUAACCUGUACACACUGGUGAUAACGAGGGAACACCUGCUUGCCUUCAUGUUGUUGGGACCUGGCAAACCUCAGAGACUCAUUGUAAAGACCAAUAAAAACAAAUGAAGGAGCUA